Molecule: messenger RNA, 1458 nt
Organism: Naegleria gruberi
Lineage: Eukaryota; Heterolobosea; Eutetramitea; Acrasida; Naegleriidae
Exons: 3
Biological process (GO): cell motility
Molecular function (GO): catalytic activity
Source: RefSeq, a predicted model, not a curated record
AUGUAUCAUUUGGAUAAUAGAAAGGGUGCCGAAGGUGAAGCUUGUAGAUUCAAUUCAUAUGCCCCAGAGAGACAAAAAGUUAGAGCCAAAUGGUAUGUCGACGGAAAGGAUGCCUUCCAAGAUAUUGCACUUGCUAUUAGUUUGGCAAAGGAGGAAAUUUUCAUUGCCGAUUGGUGUCUACACCCAACUCUUUAUCUUUUGAGAGGUGAUGGUAAGGAAGUUGCCGACUCGAGAUUGGAUAUUUUACUGAAAAAGAAAGCAAGUCAAGGUGUUAGAAUAUACAUUCUCUUAUGGAAUGAAACAUCUUUGGCUGGGCUCAAUUUGAACACAAAGAAAACAAAGAAUUAUCUGAAAAGUUUGUAUCCAAAGAAUAUUUAUGUCAAGACUCAUCCAAAGCAGUAUCCAGUCGAGUGGUCUCACCAUCAGAAAUUAGUUGUUAUUGACCAAUCGAUUGGAUUUCUUGGGGGUUUGGACAUGUGUUAUGGAAGGUGGGAUGACUAUAAGCAUAACAUUACUGAUAUGAAUCAUUCCCACUCAAAAUAUCCAGGAAAUGAUUACCAAAAUCCAAAUUAUCACGCCUACUACAAGUACGCAGAUAAAUUGGACAGUUUUACUGAUGUUAUUGAUAGAGAAUAUUCGACCAGACAAGCUUGGCACGAUAUUCAUUGCAGUGUAACUGGACUUGCUGCCAAAGAUUGCUCAUUCAAUUUUGUUGAGAGAUGGAAUUUUUCAAUUAAUGGCUCAAAAGAUUCAAAGGAAAAUAAGAAUGAAGGUUUCCUGUGCAAUGCCCAGUUAGUGAGAUCUCUGUGUAAGUGGAGUGGUUCGCCUCGAGAUGAACAGAGUGUCUAUGCAGCCUAUCUCCAUCUCAUAGAUAAUGCCAAACAUUAUAUUUAUAUUGAGAACCAAUACUUUAUUGGUUCUACAUCAGAUUUGCCAAAAAAUGUCAUUCCAGAAUAUAUUGCUAGAAAGGUUGUUGAAAAGAUGAAAGCAAAGGAAGUUUUCAGAGUAAUUAUUGUUGUUCCAUCACAUCCUGAAGGCGAUAUGGCUGCAUCAACAACACAGCAAAUUAUGAAAUACUCGUAUAAUACCAUCAAGAAUGGUCCAAACUCAAUGUUCAGUUACAUUAAGAAACAUGUAACUGGUGCCACAGAUAAGGACAUUGAAAAUUACAUCUUCUUUUGUACAUUGAGAAACUAUGGAUUUGCUGUUACUGAGCAUAUCUAUGUACAUAGCAAGAUGAUGAUUGUUGACGAUUAUAUUACAAUUAUUGGAAGUGCCAACAUUAACGAUAGAAGUAUGCUCGGCACGAGAGAUUCUGAAAUUGCUGUGGUGAUUCAAGAUCAUCCAACUAGUGUCAUUCACACCAAGAUGAAUGGUAGACAUUACAAGUCUGGUAAAUUUGCUCACAGUUUGAGAAUUAGAUGUUGGAGAGAACACUUGGGCUUGCUUCCAUCUCAA